Messenger RNA from Cryptococcus wingfieldii CBS 7118, 285 nucleotides. RefSeq lists its product as hypothetical. The transcript is spliced from 3 exons. Gene Ontology annotation, molecular function: magnesium ion binding; tRNA guanylyltransferase activity. The coding region runs from base 1 to 285 and encodes 94 amino acids. Lineage: Eukaryota; Fungi; Basidiomycota; Tremellomycetes; Tremellales; Cryptococcaceae. The record is from RefSeq and is a predicted model, not a curated record. Gene Ontology annotation, biological process: tRNA modification.
AUGGCUAAAUCACGGUUCGAAUACGUCAGGAACUACGAGCUCCCCGAUCCUUUGACCCCCAAUACUUUCAUCGUCGUUCGUGUUGACGGCAAGGGGUUUCACAAAUUCUCAAAUGAGCAUGAUUUCAGCAAACCGAAUGACAAAAGGGCCCUCGACCUUAUGGAUGCAGCAGCCCAAGCAGUGCUGGAGGAAUACAAGGAUGUAGUCAUGGCUUUCGGGGAGAGCGACGAAUAUAGUUUUCUGUUACGUCGGGAAGCCAAGUUGUACAACAGACGGCGCAGGUGA